AUGGAGCAGGAUGAAGACAGUCAUCAACAACUAUCAACAGUGUCUCUACCAAGAUCAGGACGUCCCUCCAAGACCGAUGAGAAGAAAAAGAUCAAACUGGUCGGGGAGGCCAUCAAGAGGCCUAUAGUAACACUUCAGGGGCUGCAGGUUUUCCUGGCAAGUACAUCUCAGUCAUCAAAAACUGACAAGGAGGAGGAGGUGGAGGAUAAGGUGGACAACAACUUGCUGGUGCCCUCUGUUUCUUCAGACCAAGGAUUUGUAUACGUUGAUGAAAAAUAUCAGAUUGGAGAGCAGCUAGCCAAUGGGGGCCUAGGAACCAUCUUUGAAGGCAUCAGAAAAUCUGACAAGCAGCGGGUUGCAUUAAAAGUUGUUGAAAAGAAUGGUGAAACAAUGAUACUGCCUGAUGAACCAGACCCCAUCCCACUUGAAGUAGGACUGAUGAAGCUCGUCUCCAGGCACCCAGCAUGCCCACAAGUCAUCCAGUUGCUAGACUGGUGUGAAACAGACACCCAUGUGGUCCUUGUGCUGGAGAGGCCCGAGCUGUGCCAGAACCUGCACACGUUUAUCAAGCAGCGGGGCAGAAUCGGGGAGCCCCUCGCGCGUCACUUCUGCUAUCAGCUUGUCAGAGCCCUUCAGCACUGCGAGUCUCGGGAAGUAUUUCACAGAGAUGUUAAGCCGUCAAACAUACUGGUUCUGUUGACUACCAAUGAAAUAAAAUUAAUUGAUUUUGGGUGUGGUGACCUGCAUGAAGAAACUGCUUAUGAAGAGUUUUGUGGCACAAAAGCAUAUGCACCACCUGAAUGCCUGAAGAAUCAUGGGUACUACUCCUCCCCAACAACUGUCUGGACCUUGGGUUUGACUCUUGCCUUCAUUGUGAGUGGCCACUUGCCCUUCGAGCCAGGAAAGAACGAAUGUAUUUUCAUUCCCAGUCAUGUUUCCCAAGAGCUGCAGGAUCUUCUUUGUUGGUGUCUUUGCUACGAACCGGAGGAUAGACCAGGACUAGAGGAAAUCCUCCUGCAUCCCUGGAUGAAUGAAAAGUGACCUUAGGAACUUGGGACUAUCAUGUGAUAAGAAUUCCAGAAGCGUCCUAUCAGUAACAGGGGAGUAUUCUGGAAUCUUCUGACUCAGCCACAUUCUACUUACAGCAGUGUGUUCAGCAACACCAGUUAGUGCAUCAAAUGGGUGACAUAAAGAAAAUGGAAUAACAAGACACAGAAAUUGAGCCGUAAUGGAAAAGGAAAGAGAUGAGGUCAAAUUGCUAUAGAGGAGGACAAAUAAUGUGUUUUGAAAAUGUCAGGAUAUUUAAUGAACAUGACAAUAACAGGAGGAACAAGCAAACAAGUCACUGAUGAAGGUUAAUGGCAAGCUUAUGCAGGCUGACGUUAAUGGCUGAGGGAAGAGUGGAGGAGUGGUAGAUCUGUAGUUUAUUAGACCUAAACAUAGCUUUUGAAGGGAAACAUCAAGAAUCCCACGAUGCACUAAUAGUAGAAGUAAAUAAACUUUCAUACAAAGUGGACAAUAUGGGAUUACUGUAAUUUAAAACACACAA
Erpetoichthys calabaricus (reedfish) is the source of this 1549-nucleotide messenger RNA. Its product is annotated as serine/threonine-protein kinase pim-1-like. Gene Ontology annotation, biological process: negative regulation of apoptotic process; protein autophosphorylation; regulation of mitotic cell cycle. The transcript has 8 exons. Gene Ontology annotation, molecular function: ATP binding; protein serine/threonine kinase activity. The record is from RefSeq and is a predicted model, not a curated record. Gene Ontology annotation, cellular component: cytoplasm. The coding region runs from base 1 to 1041 and encodes 346 amino acids. NCBI's taxonomy places the organism in Eukaryota, Metazoa, Chordata, Cladistia, Polypteriformes, Polypteridae.